Sphaerodactylus townsendi is the source of this 3120-nucleotide messenger RNA. RefSeq names its product REST corepressor 2 (gene RCOR2). Gene Ontology annotation, molecular function: transcription corepressor activity. NCBI's taxonomy places the organism in Eukaryota, Metazoa, Chordata, Lepidosauria, Squamata, Sphaerodactylidae. Gene Ontology annotation, cellular component: histone deacetylase complex; transcription regulator complex. The transcript is spliced from 12 exons. The record is from RefSeq and is a predicted model, not a curated record. Bases 883 to 2337 code for a protein of 484 amino acids. Gene Ontology annotation, biological process: negative regulation of DNA-templated transcription; regulation of transcription by RNA polymerase II.
AGAGCAAAAGCAGCCACGGACUCAUUGUGUGAGAGGGAGGGAAAGAGAGAUGGUGGCGGCGGGAUGAGGAGACGGCAGCUCCCCCAGUUCCUCCUCGCGCAACUUUUCCUCUAAGUGCCUCACAUGCACCGAAUGAAGCCCUCCUCCUCCUUUCCUGUGGGGUGAAAACGGGGACUCCUGGCGCCGAUCUCCUCUUUUUCUCUCUCUCUUUUUUUUGGCAUAAGUUACCACAUCUCCGGAGGGGGAAAGCGAGAGGAGGACUGAUGUGUUUCUUGGGAUCUUAGUCAGACUUGCAGGGACCAACUGGCACGCCUCCCUUCGAGGUCUCCCUAGAAUUUUGGAGGUGGCUAUAGGUAUAUUUUCCUUUUUCCCUUUUUUUCAGAGUGGAGGCACCUGGGAUCCUACCUGGAGAAGAGGCUUAUUUUAGAAGUUAUCGUUGUGGGUUAGUGCUUUCCCCAGCCCCCUUCCAGGUGCUAAGAGCCCCCCCUCCCAGGCCUGGUGUGCCUCCUGCAUAACUUCAACCCCAAGAGUUUUUCCUCUGUUCUUCAUACCCAUUACAAGGAAGUUUACAGUAACUUUGCAAUUUUGUUUCUCCUUCCAAAGUGGAAAGAGGAAGCCCUGAACUCUCUUUUCUGCCCCUUAGAACGGAAUUUACCUUUUGCCCUCGCGAUUCCAACUUUGGGACUCCCUUCUGGAUUUUUCCGAGGGACACCUGGGUUCUUCCGCUCGGCAUUUUAAAGUUGGAAGAGGGGGAGCGGUCAGCUAGCAUGGCUGCAGUUUUCUUCUUUUAAACAAUAUACAAGCAUUUUGACUUCUUUAAAGAGGCGCAGAGACCCAGGAGGGGAGGAUCUUCUCUUCCCCCGACCUGGUGGCACUGGGAAGAUGCCUUCCGUAAUGGAAAAAUCGGGGAUCCUGUCCAGAAGCCGGUCCAAGUCAGCCACCAACGGCAACCAUCAGAACUCAGAGGAUGACAGCAGCGAAGAGGAACACUCCCACGACAGCAUGAUCCGUGUGGGAGCAGAUUAUCAAGCUGUAAUCCCAGAGUGCAAACCAGAGAGCCCGGCUCGCUACAGCAACAAGGAACUGAAAGGGAUGCUGGUUUGGUCUCCUAAUCACUGUGUAUCGGAUGCCAAAUUGGACAAAUACAUUGCCAUGGCCAAGGAGAAGCAUGGAUACAACAUUGAGCAGGCUCUGGGGAUGCUGUUGUGGCACAAACACGAUGUGGAGAAGUCCCUGGCUGACCUGGCUAAUUUCACACCUUUCCCCGAUGAGUGGACGGUGGAGGACAAAGUCCUAUUUGAACAAGCCUUCAGCUUCCACGGCAAAAGCUUCGCUCGCAUUCAGCAGAUGCUCCCGGACAAGUUGAUUCCCAGCCUGGUGAAGUACUACUACUCCUGGAAGAAAACCCGGAGCAGGACCAGCGUGAUGGACCGGCAGGCCCGCAAGCUGCUUGGCAAGAAGGAGAAGGAUGACAGUAAUGAUGAGCUGGAGGAAGGACGACACGCCAGCGAGGGUGAAUUUGAUGCCGUGGAUCCCAAGAAGGAGCCCAGUUAUCAGAAGCCGCUGAACAGUAAGCCGGGGCCUGUGAAAAAGGAGGUCCAACUGUCGCAGUAUCGCCACCACCCGUUGCGCGCCCGCCGGCGACCCCCCAAGGGCAUGUACCUGAGCCAGGAGGACAUCACCGGCCUGUCCACCAGCCCCGACAUGGCUUCCCUCACACUGCGCCACUUGGACUCCCAGCUGGUGUCCCUCAAACGGCAGGUACAGAGCAUCAAACAGAUCAACAGCAGCAUGAAGCAGGUCUUGGAAGGAGGGAUCGACAAGCUGCGGCCGCCUGAGGCAAACGUAAAGUUCAAUUCACGCUGGACGACAGACGAGCAGCUGCUGGCCGUGCAGGCCAUCCGAAAGUACGGGAAGGAUUUCCAGGCUAUCGCAGAGGUGAUCGGUAACAAGACUGUAGCUCAGGUUCAGAUCACUGCCGUCUCCCGCUCCUCCUCCUCCUCUACCACCUCCUCGGCGCAGCAGCAGCAGCAGCAACCUCCGCCCCCCCCUCCGCCGCCCCCUCUCCCGGCUUCCCCUCGACCGCCACCAGCGGCCCUCUCCCAGCCACCCCCUUUGCUGAGGCCCACGCUCCCAACGGCGCCCACGCUGCACCGCCAGCCACCACCCCUGCAGCAAGGCCGCUUCCUGCAGCCCAGACUCUCGCUCAAUCAACCACCGCCGCCACUCAUCCGGCCAGCAACAUCGCGACAGGCCGUCCGGGGAGGCCAGCACCCCCCCUCGCUUCUUGGCGGGGGGGCAGGAGAGCCGCCUCCACCCUCCUCCGCCUCCCUCUGAGGAGAGGUUUCUGCCUCCUACUUGGCAAUCCGCGAGCCUCACGCCACAGCAGUUACCACUGGGAUUGGUACGACAAGGAUUGGUCUUUCACCCCCUGUACAGAAAUGUGUGGCACUGCUGUGGUGGCGACAGGAAAGUGGGCAGAGAGAAGGGGCCGCAGGGUCCCAGCUGUCAUCUGGUCCAGCUCAGGUAGCGUCUAGAAAGCUGGCAUGGAAGCCUCAUCCCCAGAUGAAUUGGGAUGAGGGGGGCUUCUUUUGGGGGGAAGGGGUGGGGAGAGAAGUGGACAGAUAGAGGAAUUGUAGCUUGGGGUGGGGGGUGGAUUAUGUUUACACUUUGCAGGAUUGGUUUGCAUCAGUGCCUGUGUGGAUGGGGGGGGGAAGAGGGGUGUGGUCAGGUAAAAGUGGGCUACAGGUAAAAGUAUAGGGAAGAGAGAGAGAGGAGAUAACAGCUACAGGGAAGGCACGUCUAGCUGAGCGGCAGAGAGAUCCGAGUGCUCCGUGCACAGCGGCAAUUCCUCCUCUUCUGCAGGCAGGGAAGCAUCUGGCAUGUGCCACAUGCUGGCUCAGGAAGGAGGGGGAGCGGUGCCUCGCUCGGUGCUCACCGGCCUCCCCGUGCACACGUGGACAACAGGCUUGGCACCAGGCAGUGGCAGCCAGGCCACCCAAAGGAAAAGUUGGGGCAGCCGUUGCGCGUGUGCGACUCCCUCCCUCCUGCCCUCCCGUCAGACAGGGCAGACGCGUUUUCUGUCCGCGGAGCAGUUUCAAUAAAGGUAUUUUGCUAUAA